This is a messenger RNA of Rana temporaria (common frog), 4499 nucleotides long. RefSeq names its product polypeptide N-acetylgalactosaminyltransferase 2 (gene GALNT2). The record is from RefSeq and is a predicted model, not a curated record. The coding region runs from base 210 to 1898 and encodes 562 amino acids. Lineage: Eukaryota; Metazoa; Chordata; Amphibia; Anura; Ranidae. Gene Ontology annotation, cellular component: Golgi apparatus. The transcript is spliced from 16 exons.
AUGAUGCUCGCUGUUUCCUGCUCGCUGGCCUUGUUGCAGUCCAACGAGUGAAUGCCAAAAGGAGAGCCAGAGGUAGAGGGUGGGAUUGAUUGACGUUCCAAGGAGGAGGCGGAGGAGGAGGAGGAGGGGGAGGGGGGAGGACUCUCGUCAGGCAGCGCAGGGCUCUCUCUCUUCUGUCACUAUUCCCUGCCCGGUGCUAUAGAAGAGCAAUGAGGAGGAAAUCUCGGAUCUUAUUGUGUUUCGCCUUCCUGUGGCUCCUGGGAAUCGCCUAUUACAUGUAUUCGGGGAGCUCUGUGAGCAGCAGAAAGGACGAUUGGAAUGAUAUUGGUUUGCUGAAAAAAAGAGAUCCACACAGCAUAAAUGAAGAAGAAAAAACGCAAAACUUGGAGACCCUUCCACCGGGAAAGGUACGGUGGCAGGACUUCGAUCAAGAUGCUUAUGUUGGAGUCACUGUAGUGCGACCUGGUCAGGAUGCUUAUGCACGGAACAAGUUUAAUCAAGUGGAAAGUGACAAAUUGCGCAUGGACAGAAAUGUUCCUGAUACACGACAUGACCAAUGCCGAAAAAAGCACUGGAAAACAGAUUUGCCAGCCACAAGUGUCGUCAUAACAUUUCACAAUGAGGCCAGGUCUGCCUUACUCCGCACUGUUGUCAGUGUAUUAAAAAAAAGUCCUCCUCACCUUAUAAAGGAAAUUAUACUAGUUGAUGAUUACAGUGACAGUGCUGAAGAUGGCGCUCUACUUGGGAGGAUAGAGAAAGUCCGGAUCCUUAGGAAUGACCGCAGAGAAGGUCUUAUGCGUUCUCGUGUUAAAGGAGCAGACGCAGCUCAGUCCAAGGUUCUCACCUUCCUUGAUAGCCACUGUGAGUGUAAUGAGCAUUGGUUGGAACCCCUCCUCGAAAGAGUUGACGAGGACAAGACUAGAGUUGUAUCCCCAAUAAUUGAUGUGAUUAAUAUGGACAACUUCCAGUAUGUUGGGGCAUCGGCAGAUUUAAAAGGAGGAUUUGAUUGGAACCUGGUUUUCAAGUGGGACUAUAUGACACCAGAACAAAGGCGAACAAGACAAGGAAAUCCAGUAGCCCCUAUUAAAACACCAAUGAUCGCUGGUGGGCUGUUUGUAAUGGACAAGUUAUACUUUGAAGAGCUGGGAAAGUAUGAUAUGAUGAUGGAUGUUUGGGGAGGUGAAAAUUUAGAGAUUUCGUUCCGGGUAUGGCAGUGUGGUGGAAGUCUGGAAAUAAUUCCUUGCAGCAGAGUGGGACAUGUAUUUCGCAAACAGCAUCCGUAUACAUUUCCAGGAGGAAGUGGAACUGUGUUUGCCAGGAAUACACGCAGGGCAGCAGAGGUUUGGAUGGAUGAAUACAAGAAUUUUUACUAUGCAGCUGUGCCCUCUGCUAGAAAUGUACCUUUUGGAAAUAUUCAGAGCCGCACAGAGCUGAAGAAAAAACUGGGCUGCAAACCUUUCAAGUGGUACUUGGAGAAUGUAUAUCCAGAGCUCAGAGUUCCUGACCAUCAGGACAUUGCAUUCGGAGCCUUACAACAAGGAACCAACUGUCUUGACACAUUGGGCCAUUUUGCAGAUGGAGUUGUGGGUGUCUAUGAAUGUCAUAAUGCAGGGGGUAACCAAGAAUGGGCUCUUACGAAAGACAAGUCGGUUAAACACAUGGAUCUUUGUCUUACUGUUGUGGACCGAGCACCAGGAUCUCUUAUAAAACUUCAAGGCUGCAGAGAAAACGACAGUAGACAAAAAUGGGAACAAAUCGAAAACAACGCCAAGCUGAGGCAUGUCGGAAGCAACUUUUGUCUAGACAGUCGAAAUGCCAAAAACGGUGGUCUAACAGUAGAAGCAUGCAGUCCUUCUUUAUCGCAGCAGUGGAAAUUUUCGCUUAACCUGCAACAGUAGGAAGUCUCAACAGCUAGGAAAAGUUGGGGAAAAUAAGCAUCAUUUCAUGGACAUUGAUUCCGAACGCAUUGCAGAUGUAUUUGUGAACGUUCUGCGGAAUUUAUAUACCUCAGUAUUCCAUCUUGACAUUGGAAUGUGGGAUGUAGGCUGGGAGAAGAACUGCAAGACCAGGGCCUUCUUCUGCUCUUUGUUGUGAUUGGUUAACAGUAUUGUAUCACUGUACAUGGGCCCUUGAGGAAAAUCAACAAAAUAAACUAUGUUACUGCAAGAGGGGAGGUAUAGAUACACGCUUGAAAAGAAGUGGUUAAUCAUAUCUGGCAUUUCUGUGGACAUAGUUUUUUUUAUAUAUAUAUCUAUCUAUCUAAAAACAUUUUCUUUAUUGGGAAAAGUUGUCCAGAUUCCUUGAUCUGAACAUAUUGCAAAGUAUGUUUGCAGCUUCUCAGAAGACUGAAUAAAUGCAUUACUUCCUUGGUUGGAGGUGACGCCUGAGAAAUCAGGACAGUAGAACCAUUUUUGUGUUGUAUAAAGAGUUUUUAAAUUUGCUAGUCCUCAUGAAAUUACUGAUACAGUAGAAGAUCAUAUUUGCUCAGUCCAGUCGCUGCCAGAAGUUUUGUAUUUUCUCACUUGAGCUUUGAGUGAAUAUGUGUGCAUUUCGAUUGUGUCAAAAUGAUUUUAUCAUCUUCUUUUUUUUUUUUUUUCAUUAUUGAUCAGAAUACAGUGAUAUUGUUUCUUUUGAAACCAACUUUCUGAAUCAGUGAACUCCUAAACAAAUUUCGAAAUUCCAAUCACAAGAAAACACUUUCCUAUUGCUUGGCAUUGCUAAAAUGAUUAUUUUCUUUGUUAAUUUCUCUUUGUUAAGGAGCAAUCUUUUUAAAAAUGAAAGUUAACACUUUUUAACUGUACACCUGUAUAGUGUUAUAAAUUUAAAGAGGUUUAACGAUCUCAAAUGGAAAGUUCAAAAACUGUGCUCUUUUAAAAGACUUGUAAACUUAAAGUGUCAGUGAACCCAAAACAUUAAAACUUAAUCAUAGACUCCAUAAUUCGUCACUAAGGGGGAAUAUUUAUUAAAACUGGAGCACUCCUAAUUUGGUGCAGCUGUGGAUGGUAGCCAAUUUGCUUCUGAAUUCACCUUGUUCAAUUAAAAUUAGAUAAUAAUGCUGGCCAUACACGGGUCGAAUGUCGAAAGAACUUUCUUUUGAAAAUCAGAAAAUUUUGUGCGUUUUGUGGUCCGAUGGUGCCACCAUUGAUUGCGAAAUUUGACGGACCAAACCUUCAAUUUCACCUUAUAUUCCUACAGAAAAUGUUGGUGUCUGGGAAUCUUCUUCUUUUCUUUCCGUGAAUCUUCGUUUCUUUCCAGGAAUUUUUCUUUUCUUGCACACGCGCAUUUCGAUUUAAAGUUCUCACACGAUUCUCCCAUCAUUGAUUAGAAAAUCGUUUGUUUUUUAAAAAAAUAUUCAACAUGUUGGAUUAUUAAAAUUCGGUGGCCGCACGAAAAUCGUCUGUUCCUUCAGCCCACUAAUGGUGCGAAAUACGAACGAAAAUCCUUGGAUAAGAUUUUCAAAAGAAAGUUCUUUCGAAAUGCGACCCGUGUAUGACCAGCAUAAAACCUGGAAGCUGAUUGUUUUUUAUGCAGAGCUGCACAAGAUUUUGCACUCUUCAGUUGUAGUAAACCAGCCCCUAUGUGUGCUGUUGCUUUCUAUUAAAAAUCUAGUUUGGGUUGUAUUAUCUGCCAGUACAUUAGAGUCCCUUCCUCGGAGCGGCCACAUUAUUGCAGUAGAUACAGAUUUCUGCAUUGCCCCUACAUACUCCAAAAUUCAUUGUGAGGAAGCCUUGAAUGUCCUUUUCCCUCCCCAACUAUACACGUGACCCUCCUACACGUCAUGCGAGGUGGCUCAAUGACCGUGAUUGACAGCAAAGCACCUCUUUUCACGUGUCGUUUUUUGCCCAAGUGACCAUCGUAACCAUGCACUUCAAUAAAACGCCACUCAAUGUAUUUCAAUAAAAUCAAGCCUUGCAUCCACGUUCUUCUUAUUUUUUUAAAUAAAUUUAUUCCAAUUUUUAUUUGCAUGUGUACCCUGCAGAGUUCAUAUGUGGUCAUUUGGCAAAACGUUCAAUAAAAAUAAAAUAAAAACGCUUAAAAAAAAAUAAACAUGGAAGCAAUGCUUGGUUUUAUUGAAGCUCAAGGUCGUGUAGGCAGGGAUGUAACUAGGAAGGACUCUGCUGUCGGUCACGUUCACUGAGCUGUGUUGCAAGACAGGAGUGUCAGGGGAGUCUGAGGGUAUUUAAAAAAUAUAUAUAUAAUAAUUGUCCAAGAAUUUUAAAGUGAGCACUCCUUUAAUGGGUUAUUUGUCACUUGGUUACUCUGGAAUUUUUUUAAAUGUAUUUAUAUUUUUUUUUUUACAAUCGGUCUCAUGACCACCAAGGCACGAAUUAUGGUCGUGUGUGGAGCAGGGCAAGUAACACCGCAUAAUGCAGUGACGUGUGCAUGACACAUCACAAGCUUAAAUUGUGCUCCGCACACACAUUUCUUAUUGGUUGCUGAAGAACUUACAAACCAACCAACAAAGGAUCUAAAAUAAAGUAUUUACUAGCAUUCAUAAA